This is a messenger RNA of Cuscuta campestris, 1099 nucleotides long. The record is from the annotation of a GenBank genome assembly. Lineage: Eukaryota; Viridiplantae; Streptophyta; Magnoliopsida; Solanales; Convolvulaceae.
CUCCAACCUAACCCACUUUCGUAACACUAUCACCCCACCCUAACCCCUUCCCAUCUCCCCCCUCUAUCGAACCUCCCCGCCCCUCAGCCCCAGUUCAACCCCCAAGUUCCUAACCCCUUCGUAAACCCCUUCUCACACCAGACUCCUCCCGCACAGAGCCUGGCUAAGCGGAGAGAGAGAGAACACUGGAGUUCAACAAUGGACGAUUCCACCGAUGAACUCGAUCCGCUCUUCGAUUAUCGCCGCGUCCAGCCUUUCAAUGUCGUCUGCCUUGACGACGAUAGCCCCGAUUCAUCGCCAGUAGCUGGUAAGAAGAGGCCGAAAGUCGGCAGUUCCGCUAAUGAAAAGAAGCCGGAAGAUAAAGAUGUAAUUCAAUUAGUAGACUGUGAGGAUAAAGAGGAUGAAGAAUGGCUGCGGCCACCGCCAAUGACUUCAUCUAAUGCCAAAGCGCCUUGUGAGAAUUCGACCAUAAAGGAAAUAAGGUUGAAAAAGAAGGAGCUGGCAUCCAUAGCUGAAUCUGCAAAGGAAGUGAUACGAGAUGUUGAGGAAUCUGUAAAAAAAGAUCUUAGCAAUAGCACUUCAUUGCAUUCAAGUGAAGAGACUGUAGCAGACCAGAAGAAAAAACCAUCCAGUGAAAGAGCUAAAAUAGUUAUUUGUAUUCAAGAUAAGGAUGGAUCCAAACCAUAUCGUGUUUUCAAGGAUGAUCCGUUUGAGAGAGUUUUCCAAAUAUAUGCUGAGAAAGCAAGGAUUAGUUUGCAAAACUUAAUCUUCCGUUUUGAUGGGGACAAAAUUAGUCACACAGUGACUCCUAAUAGCCUCGGGAUGGAAGACAAUGACAUUGUUGAAGUGUAUGUAAAACCCAGCUGAUUCAGGUAGCAGUUUCCCUUCGGUGCUAAAAGUGAUUAAAUGAAACUUGCCGCACACAUUGAAGAUUUUUCACAAUUUGUAUAGUGAGUGCUACUUUUGGAAUUAUAUGACACAAUUCUUGGAGAAACCUUCAUUGUGGGAACUAAGGUCACUUGGCUUGCUGAGAUUGCUUAUCAUGUCCUUCACUUUUUGUCCCCCUCCCCUUUUUUUUGGUGAGAUAUGAAUGCUUCCU